AUGAACCCUUCCAGAAUCAAGUCUCGCAAGUCCGCAUUCUCGACAAGAGACUCUCAGGCCAUCGCGGCUCCGGAUGAAGGCGCGGACGUCGGAGAUCUCUAUGAAGACUCUUCGCUGGCGUCUUUGAGAUCCAGCAUCCUGGAGCAUCAAGUGGAGAAUGGACGUACCUAUCACUCCAUGAGCGCUGGAAAGUACAACUUUCCCAAUGACGAGGUGAGAGACGCUGAUUUUCAACAUCGUCUCUGGUUGAUGUCCUCGGAUGAAGAGCUCGCACUUGCCCCUGGCCACAAGACGGCGAAACGUGUCCUGGAUGUUGGGACUGGAACUGGUAUUUGGGCUAUCGACUUUGCGGAUGCCUUUCCCGAUGCCGAGGUCGUUGGUGUUGAUCUGAGCCCUAUUCAACCUGAUUGGGCGCCUCCCAACUGCUUCUUUGAGAUCGACGAUUUGGAGAAACCUUGGACUUGGUCCCGGCCUUUUGACUACAUUCACUGCCGAUCCAUGGAAGCAUGUUUUGAGGACCCCAAAAAGUUCCUCAAGAGAGCCUACAAAGCCCUUUCACCUGGUGGCUGGCUUGAAGUAUGCGCACUCGUUUUCCCUCUGGGCUGCGACGAUGGCACCGUCCCCGAGGACGCCCCUAUCCGUAAAUGGCAGGACCUCCUUGUCGAAGCGGCCGAGAAGAUGGGCCGGUCGAUGGAAGCCUUGGAGCACCAGGCCUCAGACAAGAAGGCGAUGGGAGAGAUUGGGUUCACCAAUAUGACGAGUCAAGAUUUCAUCUGGCCCCUCAACUCGUGGCCCAAGGACGAGAAGCUCAAGGAGAUCGGCAGGUGGCAAUUCGUGAACCUCGACACCGGGCUUGAAGGACUCUCCAUGGGCCUGCUGACCCGCGUCUUGGGCUGGACCAAGGAAGAGGUUCAAGUGUUGUGUGCGAACGUGCGAAAGGAUCUGAAGAACAAGAGCAUGCACUCUUAUUGGAGGAUUCGGGUGAUUUGCGCCCAGAAGCCUGAGAACGUAGAGGAGGCCGCGCCCAGUUCGCAGCUCACUCCGGGGAAGAGUAAUGCCGCCUCGCCGGCCCCGGAAUUCGGCAUCCCCGAUCUGAGAUCCCGAGCCCGCAAGGUAAAAUGCGACGAGGCCAAGCCGAGAUGCAUGCGCUGCACAUCAUCAGGACGGCAGUGCGCCGGCUACGAGCCGACUAUCGAACACGGUCUGGCGUGGUAUCGCCCACAGCAGCUCACCGCCCACGACCAGCGUGAGGGCCGGGCAUUCCAGUUCUUCUCUCACAUGGUCGGCCCCGUGCUGUCGGGCCCGACGGACUCUUACUUCUGGACGCACCUGGUCGUACAGUUCAGCCACUUCGAACCCGCCGUCAGACACGCCGUCCUGGCCAUCAGCUCGCUGUACGAGGACUUCCAUGGGGGUCAGCGGGUAACGCGGCAGAAGGAGGGGAACGCCUUCGCCAUCCGGCACUACAGCGCCGCCAUUGAACGCAUCAAGGGCGCCCAGGACGAGCAGCUCGUGCUUCUUGUGUGCAUUCUUUUCGUUUGCGUGGAAUACUUGCAAGGUGACGUCGAGGCGGCGUUGAGGCAUUGCAAGCAUGGUAUUCUCAUUCUCAACAAAGUCGGGUGCUCGUCGUGGGCGAGGCAGUACCUGAUGCCAAUCUUCCGGCGGCUGAGCUUCAUAUCCUUCUUCCUCGGCGCGAAACCGUCCGACGACGCCCUCGUGCCGGGCCUGAUCGGCUACCACGACCCGAUGCCCCCUCGCUUCGCCAGCGUGGACGAGGCCCAGAACGCGAUCGACGACAUCACGGUGCACGCGAUCGAGCUGGUGGCCAAGGGCGACGACACGGGGACGCAGCCGCUCGAGACGAGGCUGCAGGAGUUCUACGGCAAGAUCUGCGAGCUGGACGCGACGAUCCCGCCGCAGGAGUCGUCCAAGAAGAUCGCCAUCUGCGGGAUGAAGAUGAAGACGGAGAUGGCGAGGAUACAGGUCAACACGAUCCACGGGGAGGGGGAGAUGCGGUUCGACGAGUGGGCCGAGAGCUUCCGCACGAUCGUGAGGCUCGCGAGGCGCGCGGCAGAUCUGAAGGCGGCGUUCCCGGACGAGAGGCCCCGGGCGAGCUUCACGUUCGAGCAGGGGUUCCUGUCGAUGCUGGGGUUCGUGUCUAUCAAGUGCAGAGACCUGCAGACGCGGCUGGAGGCGCUGGAGCUGAUGGCCAAGAUCCCCGCGCCGAAGGAAGGGUUGCUGGAUGUUGGCACGCUAUAUCGAGUCGGCCGUCGCGAGGCCGAGAUCGAGCACGGGGUGUCGUUGGAUGAUGGCACGUUGGAAAGGAAUCAGGCGGCGAUGGCUGAGCUUUCUUUUCCGCCGGAGGAGAAGAGGCUUCUCGGCGCACCGAUAGAGCAUGAGCUUGACGUUAUUAAGAAUGAGGAUGGCACGACUAUGUAUCGACGAACGGUGCAUUUCGUAUCGAAAGAUGCGGAGGGAAAGGUGAAGAAGCAGACGGAGUAUCUUCUCGACCGGAAACCUGGUCAAUUAUUGGCACCUGAUGUGCCAUGUAUGAGGUGUUCCAAACCUUUACUGGAGUUUGCAUAG
Molecule: messenger RNA, 2586 nt
Organism: Colletotrichum karsti
Lineage: Eukaryota; Fungi; Ascomycota; Sordariomycetes; Glomerellales; Glomerellaceae
Product: C6 zinc finger domain protein
Exons: 12
Coding region: 1-2586 (861 amino acids)
Biological process (GO): regulation of DNA-templated transcription
Molecular function (GO): zinc ion binding; DNA-binding transcription factor activity, RNA polymerase II-specific
Source: RefSeq, a predicted model, not a curated record